Messenger RNA from Rhopalosiphum padi (bird cherry-oat aphid), 3706 nucleotides. RefSeq lists its product as uncharacterized. Lineage: Eukaryota; Metazoa; Arthropoda; Insecta; Hemiptera; Aphididae. Gene Ontology annotation, biological process: peptidyl-glutamate ADP-deribosylation. Bases 394 to 3345 code for a protein of 983 amino acids. The transcript is spliced from 24 exons. The record is from RefSeq and is a predicted model, not a curated record.
CUGGUCGCGCGACGUAAUAUUUUUAUAGUCACCGUCUCGCCGAAUGUCGUUGGAUCGCACGGCAAUAUCGCCAAUAUCGUUGAAGCGUUUCAACGUUUACCACUGUGUCGUUCUGAACGGGCUCAGACCUUUUUUUAGUAGUGCCGCGUUUUUUUUUUGUUCGUUUCUUCUUAGUUCUUGUCUUCUGUUCCUGGUUAUUCGUUGUUCGUUCCGCGCUCGGCACGUUUUCCUGAAAUCGGAAAACGUUCGCUGCGAUCUCAAUCCACAGUAUUCCGACAGACCCGUGACACGAGAAUCCACGAUGGCGAUGACGGAUGCGACGCACAAAAAUACCUAAUCAAAAGAUUAUGUGUAUUUAAUUCUUUUUUUCAAGAAGACUCAAUUUAACACAUCAUGACAUUAUCUGAUGGAAUAGAACGCUGGAAAACCAAAAAUUUUUAUUUGAGUAUGGUAAAGUACAUUAUUUGUAAUGUACUAAGAAUUUUGUUGUAUAUUGCGGCAUAUGUGAUGCGCAAGUGUAGUUCAUUGUUUGAAAGUUUAUCUGAUGAUCUUAAAGCAAUUGAAAAUGCAGAAGAUUCAGCUGAGAAAACUAUUAAAAAUAGGUGUGAUGCUUAUUGUUUAUCCAAUUACACCAAUAAAAGAGAAGAACUAAAAGAAGAAAAACAAAUUAUUAACAAUACUGUUAAUGAAGUAAUAGACAAACAGUCCAAUUAUGAUACCAACCACAUUAAUAAACAUGAAGAACUAAAAGAAGAAGAAAAAAAUAUUAACAAUACUGUUAAUAAAUUAAUAGACAAACAGUCCAAUUCUCAUACCAACCACAUCAAUAAACAUGAAGAACUAAAAGAAGAAGAAAAAAAUAUUAACAAUACUAUUAAUGAAUUAAUAGACAAACAGUCCAAUUCUCAUACCAACCAUAUCAAUAAAUAUGAAGAACUAAAAGAAGAAAAAAAAAUUAUUAACAAUACUAUUAAUGAAUUAAUAGACAAACAGUCCAAUUCUUAUACCAAUCACAUCAAUAAAAAUGAACAAAAAGAAGCAAAUAAUAUUGGUAAUGUUGUGAAUGAAUUAAUAGACAAUGUGGCUAUAGAUGAGAAUAAUGGUCAAUCUGUUUUUGAACAUAAUAUAGUUACAGAACAACAACUUUUAAAUGGAGUUGCUAAUAUUGUAAAUAGUACAUUAAACAAAGAAUCUGAUUCUCAAAUUUCUGAAGAAUCAAGAGAACAUUCUAAUUCUGAAGAAAUAGAAGAGAAAGUUGAAGAAAAAAAUAUUACUGGCAAUGUGAUUGAAUCCGCAAGAGUUAGAAAAAGAUUUGGUAUUAAAAAUACUGCAAUACUUUUAAUAACUAAAACAAUUAAGGAAAACAAUUUAAAAGACAAACGAUUUAGGAUGGAAAAUGAAUUGAAUAGAAACAAAAUGUUAAAUAAUGGAAAACCUUAUCGCGACAAAGAUGAAAUCCUUACAAGUAAAUCUGAUAGUUUUAAAAGAGAAAGAGAAUCAUCAUUAAAAAAUGAACCUGAGAAUACUGAUUGUUUAUUGAAAGUAGCUAACGAUAGCUGUAUUAAAGACAUCGCUAUUGUUAGCCCAUCCAAAUACAAAAAUGAUAGCAAAAACCUUGAUAUCCACAAAAGUAAAGAAUCAAUGGAAAAUGAAAGGAAAAUCAAUGGAAAUGAAAAAUGGGUCAUGAAAAAUAAUGUUGACCACGGGGUAAAUGAUGUUGGUAAUGAAAGUAAAAAACCGAUUACAAAAACUGAAAAUGCGUCUGUAGAAAAUAAUAAUGAACAUAUGAAAAACAUUAAUAGUGAUGAAAAUAAAAUACUGAUUACAAAUACUGAAAAUAUGAUUACAAAAGUUAAUGAUGUUCACUGGAAAAAUUUUGAUGAUUAUGAUUAUAGUAAACCAAAUACAGAGACCAAAAAUAUGAACACAACAAAUAAUGAUGAAUGCUGGGAUAAUUAUAAUGUAUCUAAAAACAAAGAACCAAUAACAAAGACUGCUGAAAAUAUGAUCAUAAAAAGUAAAGACGAAUCCCUAAGUAAUAAUGAAGGUCGUGAAAACAGAAAAUCAAUAACAAAGACUGAAAAUAUGACCACUAAAAAUAACAGUGAACCCAAGGAAAAUAACAAUAGUUAUGAACAUAAAAAAUCUAUUACAAAGACUGAAAAGAUGUUAAAUAUAUUUGAAGUGAAGGAUGAUAUCUUUGGUUUGCCUUCUAAAUUUUCUUUAGCACAUUGUGUUUGUGAAGAUUUUCAUAAUUCUUUUGGCACGACAGCUGAUUUUAAAUUUAAAUUUGGUAAUAUUGGUAAAUUAAUGGAUCUAAAUUUACGUGUGAGCGAUGUUGGUCAUAUUAUACAUAAAGAGCAACAUAUAUUUUAUUUGGUCGUAAAAAGAAAAAUGUCACAAAAACCUCUUUUAAGUAGCUUAGAAAUAGCAUUAUAUAAUUUACGUAAGCAAAUGAAUGAUUGUAAAUUAACAAAACUUGCAAUCUCAAAAUAUGGAUUUGAAGAAUUCAAUCUGAUGGAUGUGAAGGCACUAAUUUCAAAAAUAUUUGCAUUAUCUAAUAUUGAAAUCACUAUAUGCUUGAAAUCAUCAAAAUUAGAAACAGAACAUAUUAAUCCACCAAAAAUAAAUUUUACUUCUAAACAAUUGUGGGAAAUGGAGAAACAAACUGAUUUAAUAAUAUUUAUAAAUAUUAAUGCAGUGUAUUUAGAUGAUUGGAAUGAUAAAGUUGUUGAAUAUAUCAAUGCCAAAUAUCCAUUUAAAGAGAGAUUAUUACAAGAUAUUAAUGUUAAACCAGUGACUGCUGGUGAUGUACUAUUAUAUAAAAUUGAUACUGAAGUAUUAUUUUGUAUAUUCAUUCAAUCUAUCGAUCAACAUCCAUCAUAUUGUAAAUCUCUUGAAGACGCUUUUCAAGAGAUGAAAUCACAAUUAACUGGUUAUAGAUAUUUGGCAAUUCAACAAGAUCCAUUAAAUCAUAAGACUAACAUGCAUCAUUUUGCACGCAAUUUGGCUAUGCUGAAAUCAGUUUUUAGUAAUCGGAAUGCUGAAAUUUGGAUUUGUGGUGAUACUGAACAACAUAAUACUCUUCAAUAUCAACAAUAUAAAAAAAUUGUUACUGACGCCAUUGAUGUGGGCCAUAAACGACAUUCAAAAACAAGUUCUAGGUCUAGAAAUAAAUUAGAUAGAAAGAGACAUAGUAUAAAUAGUAAUAAUAGUAAUACCAGUAAACAUGAUUCAGAAGAAAACCAUUACUGUAAAAACACACCGGAUGUAAACGCUGUUAAAUAUUUAAAUCAAGAAGAAAUAUCUAGUAAUAAUUACAUAACAGAAAAUUGGGACAACUGAUAAUUUUACAUUUAUUAUUUUAUAGUCUUCGUUUUAUUAAUAAUUAAUAUUUUGUUAUAUUAAUUUAUUUUUACUGAUAUUACUCUUAUGAGUAUUGAAUUAACAGAAAGUUUGGUUUGUUGUUUCAUGAUAAAACUAGAUAAAUUAAAAGAAAAAAAAUGUAACAAUACAUAGUUUUUAGUGAUUUUUCUGAAGUCAAACAUAAAUUAUUAAUGCAUUAAAUUCAUUUUACACAUAGGUAUAUACAUAUUUUAUUUUAUUUUUUUUUUUAUUGAAAAUAAAAUUGUUGUUAUUUGUAAACUUAUUUCUUUAGGUUAACUGAUUUCUGUUUACAAUUUUUCCAGUUAUUUUUAAAUAUUGG